Molecule: messenger RNA, 932 nt
Organism: Frieseomelitta varia
Lineage: Eukaryota; Metazoa; Arthropoda; Insecta; Hymenoptera; Apidae
Gene: DCTN3-p24
Exons: 2
Coding region: 283-849 (188 amino acids)
Biological process (GO): cytoskeleton-dependent cytokinesis
Cellular component (GO): dynactin complex
Source: RefSeq, a predicted model, not a curated record
CAUUCUUACUAUGAAGCUUGUUGAGGUUAAUAAGUUAUGUAAAAAUUCGAAAUUAUCAAUAUGUUCGGCUUCGCGCCUUUUUUCAAACGAUUUGAAGUGAGUUGCGAUACGAAGUAGUCGCAUAUCGUAUCACUUCGGGUCAUAGUCGCGUACUAUAACCUAAUUUCAUCUGUCAAAAUUUGUGUCUUGAUUUAUACAUGUAAAUUGUUAUUUAUACAAGUUUGUUGUGUAAAUUGAGAUUAUAUUUUUGGAAUUCUUAAAUUGUUAUAUUUAACAGUUAGAAUGACGACCAUUGAAUUGCUUGAGAAUAGGAUUGCUGAAUUGGAAAAGCAAAUAUAUGGACUUGCAAAGAAAGAUGAAACUAAUGAUAAUUCAUUAGAGAAUCCUGUAGUUGAUAGUAUUUUACAUGUAAAUACGCUAAUUUCAUCUGCAAUGUCAGGACGAGAGAAAGCAAAUCUGAUGAUAAAACGAUUACCAGAACUAAAUAAUUAUUUAGAUCCAAUGAUCGAAAGUUCAGAAAUACCUAUAGAGGCUAAAGUUCAAUUGUUACUAGCUAUGGCACCAGAAAUUAAGCAGAAUCACGAAAUGUUGAAACAGAUGCAAGAACUAAUGCCUGCCUUAGAAACUGAUCACUUAAAAAAUGUUCCAGAAUUGACAAACAAACUCAAUGAUUUGAAUCUGUCAUACCUCAAGUUAUACGAGGAUUCUCAAGGAUUGAACAAUCGUAUAAACGAAGUCUUUUCCAAAUACAAUGAAGUAAUAACUAGUAUCUCUAAAUCAUUAAUCACUAUAGAUGGCGUUGUGACAACAGCCGAAAUUGCAGCAAUGCCCAAAAAACAAUUAGAUUAAGGAUUUAUUGUAUAAAUAAUAUAUUUACAAAAAAAUUAUUAUUUAUUACUUUAUGAAUAAAGUUAUUUAUAUUUAAAAUGAAA